AUGUCUCCUUCCGUGUUCCAUGUUUGCGCUUACAAGGUCGCCGAUCCCGCCGUCAUACCUGACCUGAUCAACGCAAUCCAGUCGGUCAAUACGUCCUGUGCGAAACCGGACGGAUCCGAGUACAUUCUCUCCGUCAAGGGCGGGAAGCAGAUGAGUCCCGAGGGGCUGGAUCUGGGCGUUCAGCUUGUCUUUGACAAAGACGACUUGAUGUAUUACAUUGACGAAGAUCCGGCUCACGUCGCUUUCAAAACAACCUGCGUGGAGAGGUUCGGACUUGGCGGCGGGGCGGUCGUUGACUUUAUUGACGGCGUGUUCUGA
This is a messenger RNA of Dioszegia hungarica, 318 nucleotides long. RefSeq lists its product as uncharacterized. Bases 1 to 318 code for a protein of 105 amino acids. The transcript has 4 exons. NCBI's taxonomy places the organism in Eukaryota, Fungi, Basidiomycota, Tremellomycetes, Tremellales, Bulleribasidiaceae. The record is from RefSeq and is a predicted model, not a curated record.